Owenia fusiformis is the source of this 664-nucleotide messenger RNA. Lineage: Eukaryota; Metazoa; Annelida; Polychaeta; Sabellida; Oweniidae. The record is from the annotation of a GenBank genome assembly.
UCCAAAAAUUGUUUUUAUUGCGUUGCUGAUUCCAUUUUGGUUGGUCUUCUUGGUUGUGCUUAUCCUCCAUAUUUUUCUGUGUUUGAUAUAUUAUGGGAUCCCUCUUGUAUUUCUUGUAAAAACAGUUUUGUUUAACUAUUCAACUUUAGCUUUAGAUUUCAGUGCAGAACGUUUUAAGAAGCGGAUAGUUGUGAGGUAUUGUCUUAGUGGUUGUCUGAUCAUUUGCAUCAUAUUUGCCUUCCUUUACAUUCUGGGGUGCGCCACCGUAAUCUUUGGAUCGUCUACCACAUUUAUCACCAGUGUUCUUGCUUUCACGUUCAUUGGUGCCAUUGCGCAUCCAACCGAAUCCUUCUCUUACGUGAUCUUAAUAGUAGCUAUUAUUGGUUACAUCUCGAAAGUGGUUAAUCAUUUUAAUAAUGUUUAUGCUGAUCUCUUGGAGAAAACUAUCAAAAUAUCUGAAGAUCUUGAAUCAAUAAGAAACAACGCUGAAAACCCUUCUCCAAUCAAUAGAUCGUCAUUGGAUGAUUACACCGUCAUGGAUAACGCUAUUACGACCAUUGCGACUCAUGACGUAGCUUCGAAAUUCCCUUUAAAGUAUGUCCAUUACAACAAUGAUGGAAUUCCAGGAGUUGAAAAACCUUUGUUUUCUAAAAUUGUAGAAAUA